Molecule: messenger RNA, 1062 nt
Organism: Prosopis cineraria
Lineage: Eukaryota; Viridiplantae; Streptophyta; Magnoliopsida; Fabales; Fabaceae
Product: disease resistance protein ADR1-like
Exons: 5
Coding region: 1-1062 (353 amino acids)
Biological process (GO): defense response to fungus
Source: RefSeq, a predicted model, not a curated record
AUGGCGCCAAGUUACCAGGAAGAGCUUGAGAAUGCACACAACGAAAUUGCACGUUUAUUAACGGUUUGGGGUGCGGCAGUGACGACGGUGACUGUGCUCCAAGACCGAGCCGACCGACUUAGGGAUACUGUUCCCAGCAAUGAUAAUAUUCGACGAGCAAUGUUUAAGAAUGAUCACGAAACGAUGUCGUCGAAGUUUACCGUGGGAUGGAACAGUCCGUUGAUGACAAAUUUGAAGUCCAGCCUCAUGAGAGAUGGCGGAGACCGGAUCCUUAACUUGACUGGUUUCACCGAUUCGGGGAAGACCACCUUGGCCCGGCAGCUCUGUCAUGAUAUCGAUGUCCGAGGUUGGUUUAGCGACAAUAUCCAUUUUGUGCCCGAAUGUUCAAAGAUUGAAAGCGAUGGAGACCUGGCUAAGCAAAUGGAACGCGAGUGGAGUAAUGAGAUGUCAUCAAAUACUAAAUCCAAGAUUUUGGUAAUUUCAAAAGAUACUCUCCAAGGUUUGGGCAUCCCAGUGCAGAUGACGCCAUUGCGUGAAGAAGAUGCCAUCGCUCUUUUACGUCAUUUUGUUCAACCAAGUGGCACGACCUCCUACACUUUCCUCCCUGACAAUGACACUCUCCUACGGGUCGUACAAGUCUGUGGAUGUUAUCCGAUGGCCAUCAAAAUAAUUGGCCGGGAUCUCCAGGGCCAGCCCAUUGAGUUCUGGCAGAAGAAGUUGAAACAAUGGUCGAAGAAAGGUCAUACUGAUACAGAGUUGCUUGCUCAUCUCCGUCGUUCCUUGAGUAUAGAACUUUACCAAGAAGUCGAGGAUGACAUAGAUGCCAUGAUCCACAUCCACUAUUUGACCAACAUGAAUUUGGCUGAAGUGGUUCGAAGGCGAAUUGGAAGUGAUGAAGACAAUUACUACAAGAAUCACUUCUUAACCCAGCAUAGUAUUCUGAAAGAGCUGGCUAAUAAAUAUUCAAUCGAGCAGGGGGAAGCAUUCGAGAGGAAAAGACUAAUUGUUGAAAUAAGUGGGAAUGAACCUCCAGAACGGUGGCAACAGAAACAGCCGCAGUGA